AUGGCACAGUAUACCCAAGCAAUGAUAAAAAUCUAUACUUUGUAUUUUGUUGCAUCCUUUCUUGCUUUAGGGUUUCUAUAUACAUGUGGUGGAACAUUAAAAGGGCAGAAUGGAACUAUAGAAAGUCCUGGUUUCCCGUAUGGCUAUCCUAAUGGCGCAAAUUGCACGUGGGUAAUAGUGGUUGAAGGUCACAACAGGAUACAAAUCGUAUUUCAGUCUUUUGCCCUUGAAGAGGAGUAUGAUUAUUUAUCACUGUAUGAUGGACAUCCCCAUCCAGCAAACUUCAGAACAAGAUUAACAGGAUUUCAGCUCCCACCACCUGUAUCAAGCACUGGGCCGGUAUUUUCAUUACGUCUCACAAGUGAUUUUGCUGUUAGUGCCCAUGGAUUUAAAGUAUUUUAUGAAGAACUAAAAAGCAGUUCCUGUGGGAAUCCUGGUGUUCCUCCUAAGGGUAUUCUGUAUGGGAACCGUUUUGAAGUUGGAGACAAAAUACGUUACAGCUGUGUUACUGGAUAUAUACUUGAUGGACACUCACAGCUUACUUGUGUUGCUCACUCAGGAAACAUGGCUGCUUGGGAUUUUCCUGUUCCCAUUUGCAGAGCUGAAGAUGCAUGUGGUGGAACAGUGAGAGGCUUCACUGGCAUCAUUUCCAGCCCCAACUUUCCUAAUGAAUAUUAUAAUAAUGCAGACUGUACCUGGACAAUAGUAGCAGAUCCUGGAGACACAAUUUCACUCGUUUUUACAGAUUUUCAGACAGAAGAAAAGUAUGACUAUCUGGAAGUAGAAGGUUCUGAACCGCCAACAAUAAUGUUGUCUGGGGUGAAUGUGCCUGCUCCAAUUAUUAGCAACAAGAACUGGCUAAGACUUCAUUUUGUAACUGACAACAACCACAGAUAUCGGGGGUUCAGUGCUCAAUAUCAAGUGAAAAAGGCCAUAGAUAUUAAGUCUAGAGGAGUUCAAUUACCCCCUGCCAAAGACAACAGCAACAAGUUUUCUCUCUUAAAUGAAGGCGGAAUAAAACAACCAUCCAAUCACUGUCCUGAUCCUGGAGAACCGGAGCAUGGGAAAAAAAUAGGCUCUGAUUUUAGCCUUGGAUCAACAGUGUACUUCACUUGUGAUGAAGAUUACGUGUUACAGGGGUCAAAGAGUAUCACCUGCCAAAGAAUAGCAGAGGUUUUUGCAGCAUGGAGUGACCACAGACCGGCAUGCAAAGUAAAAACAUGUGGAUCGAAUCUUCAUGGUCCAAGUGGAACAUUUGCUUCACCUAAUUUCCCUUUCCAGUAUGACAGCAAUGCACAAUGUGUUUGGAUAAUUACAACUGAGAAUCCACAUAAAGUCAUUCAAAUAAAUUUUGAAGAAUUUGACCUUGAAAUCGGUUAUGACACAUUGACCAUAGGUGAUGGUGGAGAAGUCGGUGACCCAAAAACAGUUCUGCAAGUAUUGACAGGGAGUUUUGUACCAGAUUUAAUUGUCAGCAUGAGCAAUCAGAUGUGGCUGCACCUUCAGACAGACGAAAGUGUUGGUUCAAUUGGGUUCAAAGUUACCUACAAAGAAAUUGACAAAGAAAGCUGUGGUGAUCCUGGAACUCCCAUGUAUGGCAUCCGUGAUGGCAAUGGUUUUUCAAAUGGAGAUGUUUUAAGAUUUGAAUGUCAGUUUGGAUUUGAACUCAUUGGGGAAAAGUCCAUAGUUUGCCAAGAUAACAACCAGUGGUCUGCAAACAUACCAAUCUGCAUUUUUCCAUGUCUUUCAAAUUUUACUGCACCAAUGGGAACAGUUCUAUCACCUGACUACCCUGAAGGUUAUGGCAAUAAUUUGAAUUGUGUGUGGUUAAUAAUCUCUGACCCUGGCAGUCGAAUUCAUCUCUCAUUUAAUGACUUUGACUUGGAAUCCCAGUUUGACUUUCUUGCAAUCAAAGAUGGAGAAAAUUUUGAAUCACCCAUAUUAGGUACAUUUACUGGUGCGGAUGUGCCUUCUCAUCUUACCAGUAAUAGUCACAUCUUGCGUUUGGAAUUCCAAGCUGACCAUUCAAUGUCUGGUAGAGGAUUUAACAUUACGUACAACACAUUUGGCCAUAAUGAAUGUCCUGAUCCAGGAAUUCCAAUCAAUGCACGCCGCUUUGGUGACAACUUCCAGUUGGGAAAUUCAAUAUCUGUUGUAUGUGAGGAAGGAUUCAUAAAAACACAGGGUACAGAAACUAUAACAUGUUUACUACAAGAAGGCAAAGUUAUGUGGAGUGGUCCAAUCCCACGAUGUGAAGCACCAUGCGGUGGCCACAUCUCUGCUCCUACUGGGGUUAUACUCUCUCCAGGCUGGCCAGGGUAUUACAAAGAUUCACUGAAUUGUGAGUGGGUGAUUGAAGCUGAAGAUGGACACUCCAUCAAAAUUGUGUUUGAAAGGUUUCAGACAGAGUUAAAUUAUGAUGUAUUGGAGAUUCAUGAUGGACCUAGUUUAUUAUCACCUCUUCUUGGAUCAUACAACGGAACACAAGUGCCACAGUUUCUCUUCAGUAGCAGCAAUUACCUUUAUCUUCUCUUCACCACUGAUAGCAGUCGAUCAAACAGUGGAUUUAAACUUCACUAUGAAAGUGUCACAGUAGAUUCAUAUUCAUGCUUAGAUCCUGGAAUUCCAGUUCAUGGACGUCGCUAUGGUCAUGAUUUUUCCAUUGGUUCCACAGUUUCAUUCAGCUGCGAGUCUGGUUAUAGGUUAAGUCAUGAAGAACCACUGUUGUGUGAAAAAAAUCACUGGUGGAGUCAUCCACUACCAACAUGUGAUGCCUUAUGUGGUGGUGAUGUCCGAGGCCCUAGUGGAACAAUUCUAUCUCCUGGAUACCCUGAAUUUUACCCCAACAAUCUAAACUGCACUUGGACUGUGGAGGUCACUCAUGGAAAAGGCGUGCAGUUCACCUUUCACACCUUCCAUUUGGAGGAUCAUCAUGAUUAUUUACUAAUCACGGAGAAUGGCAGCUUUAUUCAACCACUGGCACGCCUCACUGGUUCUGAGCUCCCAGCAGCAAUCAACGCCGGUCUCUAUGGAAAUUUCAGAGCUCAGUUACGCUUUAUUUCAGACUUUUCUAUAUCAUAUGAAGGGUUUAACAUAACUUUUUCUGAAUAUAAUUUAGAGCCCUGUGAGGACCCAGGAACUCCAGCAUAUGGAAGGCGGUCUGGAUUUCAUUUUGGCAUAGGAGAUACGUUGUUAUUUUCCUGUUCUUCUGGCUAUCGUCUGGAAGGAGCAACAGAAAUCACCUGUCUUGGAGGAGGCCGUCGAGUGUGGAGUGCACCUCUGCCAAGGUGUGUGGCUGAAUGUGGAACAUCUGUAAGAACUAAUGAAGGAAUACUAUUAUCUCCAAAUUACCCACUCAGCUAUGGAAACAACCAUGAAUGCAUCUACAGUGUUCAGGUCCAAGCUGGCAAGGGUAUCAAUAUCUCAGCCAGAACAUUUCACUUAGCACAAGGCGAUAUUCUAAAGAUAUUUGAUGGGAAGGACAAUACUGCCAAUCUGCUUGGAGCUUUCACAGGGUCUGGGAUGAGGGGGAUUACCUUAAGCAGCACCUCCAAUCACCUAUGGCUGGAAUUCAACACGGACUCCGAAGAAACUGAUGAAGGAUUCCAGUUAGUGUAUACUAGUUUUGAGCUGUCCCAUUGUGAAGAUCCAGGAGUGCCACAGUUUGGGUACAAAAUAAGUGACCAAGGGCAUUUUGCAGGUAGCACUAUUACUUAUGGAUGCAAUCCCGGUUAUACGCUUCAUGGAAGUACAACCUUAAAAUGUAUGACAGGAGAAAGAAGAGCAUGGGACAAUGCUCUCCCAUCAUGCAUUGCUGAAUGUGGUGGUCGAUUUCGAGGAGAAACAUCAGGCAGGAUCCUCUCACCAGGCUAUCCAUUUCCUUAUGACAAUAAUCUUCGCUGUGUAUGGACCAUAGAAGCUGAAGUUGGACAUAUUGUCAGUUUGCAGUUCCUUGCAUUUGACACCGAGGCAUCACAUGAUAUUUUAAGAGUGUGGGAUGGUCCUCUUGAUAAUGAAAUGCUUCUGAAAGAGAUCAGUGGUUCCCUCAUUCCAGAAACCAUACACAGUACCCUAAAUGUAGUCACUAUCCAGUUUGACACAGACUUCUACAUCAGCAAAUCAGGAUUUGCCAUUCAGUUUUCAAGUUCAGUGGCUACAGCCUGCCGGGAUCCUGGUGUACCAAUGAACGGAUCCCGCAACGGAGAUGGACGAGAACCUGGUGACACUGUUGUCUUCCAGUGUGACCCUGGAUAUGAACUGCAAGGAGAAGAGAGAAUAACCUGUGUUCAAGUUGAAAAUCGCUUCUUUUGGAAACCUAGCCCCCCUGUCUGCAUAGCUCCUUGUGGAGGUAAUCUUACUGGUUCAUCAGGCUUUAUCCUGUCUCCGAAUUAUCCACAUCCAUAUCCGCACAGUAGAGACUGUGACUGGACAAUCAUUGUGAACAGCGACUACAUCAUAUCCCUGGCAUUCAUUAGCUUUGGUAUUGAGCCCAAUUAUGACUUCUUGUACAUAUAUGAUGGGUCAGACAGCAACAGCCAAUUAAUUGGAAGUUUCCAAGAUAGCAAACUACCUGAACGGAUAGAAAGCAGCUCAAACACAAUGCAUUUGGCUUUUCGAAGUGAUGGGUCUGUUAGUUUUACUGGAUUUCACCUGGAAUAUAAAGCAAAACUGAGAGAAUCCUGCUUUGAUCCUGGAAAUAUAAUGAAUGGCACUCGUACAGGAAUGGACUAUAAACUCGGGUCCACGGUUACCUACCACUGUGACGCAGGCUAUGUGUUACAAGGUUACUCCACUCUUACUUGCAUAAUAGGAGAUGAUGGACGGCCUGGGUGGAACAGAGCUUUGCCAAGCUGCCAUGCACCAUGUGGGAGUCGGUCUACAGGUUCUGAAGGCACUGUACUGUCACCAAACUAUCCUAGAAACUAUACUUUGGGAGACUGUUGUAUUUAUUCUAUAUCUGUUUCUAAAGAAUUUGUGGUUUUUGGCCAAUUUGUAUUUUUCCAGACUGCCCUACGUGAUGUGGUUGAUGUUUAUGAUGGCCCAACUCAGCAGGCUUCUCUCUUAUCUUCACUGAGUGGAUCUCAUUCAGGAGAAACGCUCCCGCUGAGCUCAGGAAAUCAGAUCACGAUUGUUUUUACUUCUGUGGGACCUGGAACAGCUAAAGGGUUUCAUUUUGUUUAUCAAGCUGUUCCAAGAACCAGUGCCACUCAGUGCAACUCAGUACCGGAGCCAAGAUUUGGAAGAAGAAUUGGAAAUGACUUUGCAGUUGGCUCUCUUAUAAGGUUUGAAUGUAAUCCAGGGUACAUUCUGAAUGGAUCUGCAGCAAUUAGAUGUGAGGCAGUACCGAACGACUUGGCUCAGUGGAAUGACUCCCUGCCUAUCUGUGUUGUGCCUUGUGGUGGACUUUUAACAAAACGCAAAGGAACUAUCCUGUCCCCAGAUUAUCCAGAACCAUAUGACAACAAUCUGAAUUGUGUAUGGAGAAUCACAGUGCCAGAGGGAGCUGGUGUUCAAGUACAAGUUAUAAAAUUUGCUACAGAACUUAACUGGGAUUCACUCGAUUUUUAUGAUGGUGCCGACAGCAAUGUUCCAAGACUAGGAAGCUACUCCGGAACUACAAUACCAGCUCUUCUUAACAGUACGUCUAAUAAUAUGUACCUGAAUUUCCAGUCAGAUAAUAGUAUAUCAGCUGCUGGAUUCCACCUUGAGUAUACAGCAAUCGGUCUGGAUUCCUGCCCAGAGCCACAGAUUCCAGUCAAUGGUACUAAACUCGGAGACAGAUAUAUGGUUGGAGAUGUUGUGUCUUUUCAGUGUGACCAAGGAUAUUCAUUACAGGGUCAUUCACAUAUUACAUGCAUGCCAGGACCAGUGAGAAGGUGGAAUUACCCAGUUCCAAUGUGUGUAGCACAGUGCGGAGGUUCAGUAACAGACUUUAACGGUGUGAUUCUAAGCCCUGGAUACCCUGGAAGUUAUCCACAUGCCUUAGACUGCACAUGGACGAUCAAACUUCCCAUUGGUUUUGGUGUCCACAUUCAGUUCGAAAAUUUUUCUACUGAGGCUAUCCAUGAUUACCUGGAACUGAAAAGUGGAUCUCAAGAAACUGGCAUUGUGAUUGGCAGAUUUAGUGGUCCCAAUCCCCCUGCUCCACUAUUUAGCACGACUCAUGAAACUAGCUUAUAUUUUCAUAGUGACUAUUCUCAGAACCGACAUGGAUUUCAUAUUGUAUUUCACGCUUAUCAGUUACAAAGCUGCCCAGAUCCACGCCCAUUUCGCAAUGGUUAUGUGAUUGGUAAUGACUUCACAGUAGGACAGAGUAUUUUCUUUGAGUGCCUUCCUGGGUAUAACUUACUUGGAGAAUCAGCACUGACAUGUCUUCAUGGAGUGAGCAGGAAUUGGAACCAUCCAAUACCUAGAUGUGAAGCUCUCUGUGGAGGAAACAUAACCGCAAUGAAUGGCACCAUUUAUUCCCCUGGGUAUCCUGAUAUGUAUCCAAACUUUCAGGAUUGUUUCUGGCUUGUCAGAGUACCUCCUGGUAAUGGAAUCUAUAUCAAUUUUACAGUGCUACAAACAGAAGCAAUAUACGACUUCAUUACUGUAUGGGAUGGUCCAGAUCAAGCUUCUCCUCCAAUUGGAAUGUUCAGUGGAAACACCGCCCUGGAGUCGGUUUACAGCACAUCCAAUCAAGUAUUAAUAAAAUUUCACAGUGACUUCUCCACAAGUGGCUUUUUUGUUCUCAGUUAUCAUGAGUUUAAAGGGGCUACUUAUGAGCGAUCCCUUAGGAAACCCAGUAUUUACACUCCUCCCACCCAGCCGUUAUUAGCGGCUUACAGCAAGUUAGUUGAAGAUGACAUGUACAGAAUGUAUUAUGAGACCAAUGGAGACCUUGUAGUUCUAUGCCCAGCUAAUGAAAUUCGAUUUGAUUCUACUGGAGUCAUAAUGAGUCCUGGGUAUCCUGAGUCAUAUCCAAGCUUACAAAUGUGUGCUUGGACAAUCAUUGUAGAAAAGGGAUACAAUAUCACAUUGUUUAUCGAGUUCUUCCAGACAGAGAAAGACUACGAUUACCUCCAGGUUUUUGAUGGGCCAAAUAGUCUGAGCCGUUCUCUUAUUAACCUGAGUGGAGAAUAUCCCCCUUCCACCAACAUAACUAGCACUGGACAUGAGGUCUUUUUAAAAUGGUCAGCAGAUCAUGGUACUAACAAGAAGGGCUUCCGGAUUAGAUAUAUAGCAAAUUAUUGCAGCACUCCAGACUAUCCUAGUCAUGGAGACAUUCUUAGUCAGUCUGGGGGACACCUAAACAGCAUAGUUCGCUGGACCUGUGAACGAGGGUACAGGCUGACUGGCAAGAGUACAGCAGUAUGCAGGAAAUUUCCAGAAGGAUAUUAUGCCUGGGACUCCCCAGUUCCUGCAUGUCAACCAAUUUCAUGUGGGGUUCCCAAACCUCCAGUAAAUGGUGGUGUAAUUGUCGCAGAUUACUCUGUGGAUACAAGAAUCACCUACUUCUGCAAUGAUGGCUUUCGGCUGUCAUCAAAGGAGCUCACUGUUGCUGUGUGUCUCUCAGAUGGUACAUGGAGCAAUCACAAUAAAACGCCUCGUUGUUCAGUUGUGACUUGCCCCAGUAUCAACUCUUUCACAUUGGAGCAUGGAAGGUGGCGAAUAGUAAAUGGGUCACAUUAUGAGUAUGGAACAAAGAUUGUAUUCAGCUGUGAUCCAGGUUAUUACCGGCUAGGGCCAACAUCAAUCCAAUGCCUCGCUAAUGGAACCUGGAGCUGGAGAAACGAGAGGCCCCGCUGUCAAAUUAUUUCAUGUGGAGACCUCCCUACACCUCCCAAUGGGAAUAAAAUUGGAACUCAAACCACGUACGGAGCAACAGCUAUUUUCACCUGUGAUUCCGGUUAUAUGCUGGUUGGCUCUGCUGUGAGAGAAUGUCUUUCGUCAGGGCUCUGGAGUGGGACAGAGACCAGCUGCUUAGCUGGCCACUGUGGAGUUCCAGAGCCUAUAGUUAAUGGACAAGUGAUUGGAGAAGAUUAUGGUUACAGAGAUACAAUCGUAUACCAGUGCAACUCUGGAUUCCGUUUGAUUGGCUCCUCUGUAAGAAUUUGCCAGCAGGAUCAUAACUGGUCAGGCCAGCUUGCAGCCUGUGUGCCUAUAAGCUGUGGUCAUCCUGGAAGCCCCAUAUAUGGAAGAACAAGUGGAAAUGGAUUCAAUUUAAAUGAUGUAGUGACAUUCUCCUGCAACACUGGAUAUAUUAUGCAGGGGCCGACAAGAGCACAGUGCCAGGCUAAUAGGCAGUGGAGUCAUCCACCACCCAUAUGUAAAGUGGUCAACUGCACAGAUCCAGGAAUACCAGCAAAUUCUAUCAGGGAAAGCAAGAUAGAGCAUGGAAAUUUUACGUAUGGGACAGUUGUGUUUUAUGACUGCAACCCUGGCUACUUUUUGUUUGGUUCUUCUGUUUUAACCUGUCAGCCUAAUGGACACUGGGAUAAACCUCUUCCUGAAUGCAUCAUGAUUAACUGUGGUCACCCUGGUGUUCCUCCUAAUGCUGUACUUUCUGGGGAAAAAUUUACAUUUGGAUCCACUAUUCGUUACUCAUGCACUGGCAGAAGAAAUCUGAUAGGCCAAUCAGUGCGUACUUGCCAGCUCAAUGGACAUUGGAGUGGGUCUCUCCCUCAUUGCUCAGGUGAUCUGGAUGGUUCUUGUGGGGACCCAGGAAUCCCUGCUCAUGGUGCCAGAGAAGGAAAUGAUUUUAAAACAGGGAGCAAAGUGCACAUGACAUGUGAAACUGGAUACAUUCUUCAUGGCUCAGCAGACCGGACCUGUUUGGCAAAUGGAAGCUGGACGGGAAGGCAGCCAGAAUGCAAAGCUGUACAGUGCGGAAACCCAGGAACACCAACAAAUGGAAAAGUAUUUCGCAUUGAUGAUACAACAUUCUCCAGCUCUGUCGUUUAUUCUUGUCUAGAAGGGUACUUGCUUUCUGGUUCUUCAGUUAGACAGUGCACUGCUAAUGGGACCUGGUCAGGAAGUCUGCCAGAAUGCAGAAUAAUCAGCUGUGGUGAUCCCGGUAUACCUGCCAAUGGAUUGAGAUAUGGAGAUGAUUUUGUUGUUGGACAAAAUGUUACUUACAUUUGCCAACCAGGAUACACAAUGGAACCCCUUAGCUCAAAUAUCCGUACUUGCACAAGCAACGGAACAUGGAGUGGAUCUAUGCCAUAUUGUAAAGGUAUGUUUUAA
This is a messenger RNA of Protopterus annectens (West African lungfish), 9228 nucleotides long. Its product is annotated as CUB and sushi domain-containing protein 3. Bases 1 to 9228 code for a protein of 3075 amino acids. The transcript is spliced from 58 exons. The record is from RefSeq and is a predicted model, not a curated record. NCBI's taxonomy places the organism in Eukaryota, Metazoa, Chordata, Ceratodontiformes, Protopteridae.